This is a messenger RNA of Penicillium waksmanii, 1470 nucleotides long. RefSeq lists its product as uncharacterized. The record is from RefSeq and is a predicted model, not a curated record. The transcript is spliced from 2 exons. Lineage: Eukaryota; Fungi; Ascomycota; Eurotiomycetes; Eurotiales; Aspergillaceae. Bases 1 to 1470 code for a protein of 489 amino acids. Gene Ontology annotation, molecular function: acyltransferase activity, transferring groups other than amino-acyl groups.
AUGAUGGAUGUUGAAGUGCACCCCGACGAACUCACUCAUGAUGUAUACCCCUUGCAUUCCUUGGACGACAGCAAGGUUAAUCAUUGUUUCGUCAACUGGAUGAUGCGGUUUAACGAUGUCCUCGAUGCUGAGAAGUUGAAUGAGGCUUUAUCGAAGCUGUUACGGAUGGGCGACUGGAAGAAACUAGGCGGGCGUUUACGAUUCAAGGAUAAUGGGAAACUGGAGAUUCAUGUCCCAAGAUCCGAAGGACUGGAACACAGAACAGUCUUCUUCACUCAUAAUUCUCACGACACUAGGUUGGAGGAUCAUCCGAUCGGCAGGCAAUUUCCCAAAGAGACUGAAGGUCCUUCUGUGCAGACUAUCACCACAGAUACGCGACCAUUUAUCGCUCGGCCAAAUUUCCCAACUUUCGACAAUAUGAUACGUCAAAACGAGCCCAUUGUGUCCCUGCAUGUGACAACCUUCGCAGAUGCGACAACAGUUGCGCUCACAUGGCCCCACCUUCUUAUGGAUGCAAUGGGGGGACACGCCUUACUGACCGGAUGGUCUUCGGUUUUGGCUGGUCGCGAAGAUGAAGUUCCUGACGUCCUUGGUGCGCGAGAAGAUAUUUGUCGACACCCGAUCAUUACUAGUGCGGAUGACUCUCUGGAAGAGUUGAAAGUCGAGGGGAAGCGUCUCCAAGGCCCAGGCGUUAUGAUGUUCAUGCUUCGCUUCAUGUGGGAUAAAUUAUGGAGUUCUAACCGAGAACGACGCGUGAUAUUUUUGCCAAAGGAUACUUUCUCCAGAUUGAAGGAACAGGCAUAUCGGGAGAUCACCGAGAUUACCUUUCACGAGGAAAAACCCCCAUUUGUUAGCGACAGCGACAUACUCACAGCCUGGGUAGCGAAGGCAUUUACGGCGUCCGAGCCUAAUAAUCGACCGGUGACCAUUUUGAAUUUAAUGAAUGCGCGAUAUAGAAUUCCGCUUCUUGCCCAAUCAGCCGGCGUCUUCAUUCAGAACAUGGUCCUGGGAACAUACACAUUUUUGUCUGGGAAAGCGGGCUCCGAAACUGUCGGUUCUAUCGCUCUACAGCAUCGAGAACAUCUCACGGAGCAAGCAACAGAGAAUCAGGGGUUGACUCUACUGCGUGAAAUAUUCCAUGAAAAGGAUGCAGGGAGGGAACCAAAACUUUUAUUUGGAGAAUCGAAUAUGGUACCGAUCAUCUUCAACAACGUCCUGAAAGCCAAAUUAAUCAAAAUCGUCGACUUUUCGCCAGCCAUUGUAAGGGGAGGUGAUGCUGGUGAGAAACGGCAAAAUCCUCCAGGGACGAUGGUCAACUACUACAACGAGGCAAUCGGGCCGGGAUAUGUUGGCUUCAAUAUUUUCAAUAUGCUUGGUCAGGAUUUUGCUGGGAAUUAUUGGCUCAUGGGGACUUUGUUGCCUCGAGCCUGGGUACAAAUAGAAGAAGCCCUGAGAAAUUUGAAGCGAUAG